AUGCCGAUACCGGAGGUGCGUCGACAAUUGGCGGCACUCAUCAAAGCUGUUCAGCGUGGGGAAUGGCCGGCCAUACUGCCGCCUGAAAUUACCGCAAAAGAUUACAGCAUUCUUGUGCAGUACAUAUCUAACCCAGACCAGCGCGUUGAGGCAACACGAAAGCUGGCAGGACUGAUAGUGGACCUGAAGACCAACGCACGCUUGCUUCUGGACUCCAAUCCGUUUGCUACAGAGAAGGAGCAGCUGCGGCAGAUCUUCCGGGAGCAGGAGCAGCUUAUUCCGAACGCGUCGAUCGGGUGCUCCUUCAGCCGGCGCAGCCUCCUGCUUUCGCACAACACGAGUAGGGCGAGCGUCCUUCAGUCACAGAGCGCCUCGUUCAGCGAGUAA
This is a messenger RNA of Giardia duodenalis, 387 nucleotides long. RefSeq lists its product as uncharacterized. The record is from RefSeq and is a predicted model, not a curated record. Lineage: Eukaryota; Fornicata; Diplomonadida; Hexamitidae. The transcript has a single exon. Bases 1 to 387 code for a protein of 128 amino acids.